ACACGCCCUGGACGCGCUGGAAGUGGUCUAGUACCCUGGGUUCCAGCUCCAUGGCGGGACCGCGCGGCGCACUUGGCCAUCCUCCUGGUCCAGCCCUGCCACUCGGAGGGCCCCGCAGGCGCCGCGCAGAGUUCCCGGCCCUUCCCAUCGGGCUCUGGAGGAGCCUGCAAAGACUGGCUUUGCAUACUCGCCGAGUGAACUGUCGGAACUCUAACGCCUGCAACCUGCAUGCUACAAGGACCCCCGGGAUGGCCACCCGCGGGCGCUGGACAGCCAAGUACUCCAACUUCCAGUCUAUACUCACACAGUCGCCCAGACUGCUGCUGCUGCUCCUGUCACUGGUAAGCCGCGUCUCCACACAGGAUGCAGCCCCUGGCGCUGCAUUUCUAUCCCUGGGUCUCUCCGGGACUUCGGGGGUCCCUACCGAGGAAGCUAUAGUGGUGGCGAACCGCGGGCUCCGUGUGCCCUUCGGUCGCGAAGUCUGGCUGGAUCCGUUGCGUGACUUGGUGCUGCAGGUGCAGCCAGGAGACCGCUGCACAGUGGCCGUGCUAGACAACGACGCGCUGGCCCAGCGGCCCGGCCGCUUGAGUCCCAAGCGUUUUGCGUGCGACUACGGCCCGGGUGAGGUGCGUUACUCGCACCUGGGUGCUCGCAGCCCUUCCCGCGACCGCGUCCGGCUGCAGCUGCGCUACGAUGCUCCAGGAGGGGCCAUAGUCUUGCCAUUGGCACUAGAGGUGGAAGUGGUUUUCACCCAGCUGGAGGUUGUGACUCGGAAUUUACCUCUGGUCGUGGAAGAACUGCUAGGGACCAGUAAUGCCCUGGAUGCUCGGAGCUUAGAGUUCGCCUACCAGCCUGAGACCGAGGAGUGCCGCGUGGGCAUCUUGUCAGGUUUGAGCGCUUUGCCUCGUUAUGGAGAACUCCUGCACUACCCACAGGUCCCGGGAGGGACCGGAGAGAGAGGGUCCUCCGAGACCCCUUUGAUGGACUGCAAAGCAUUCCAGGAGCUGGGAGUGCGCUAUCGUCACACAGCCCUGAGUCACUCACCUAACAGGGACUGGCUGCCUAUGGUGGUGGAGAUACAUUCAAGAGGGGCUCCAGUGGGCAGCCCGGCUUUAAAGCGUGAGCAUUUCCAGGUGCUUGUGAGGAUCCGGGGAGGUGCGGAGAACACUGCGCCCAAGCCCAGUUUCGUGGCCAUGAUGAUGAUGGAGGUAGACCAGUUUGUACUGACUGCUCUCACUCCAGACAUGCUGGCAGCAGAGGAUGCUGAAUCCAACCCGGACCUUUUGAUUUUCAACCUCACCUCUGCCUUCCAGCCUGGGCAAGGCUACUUGGUGAGCACUGAUGAUAGAAGCCUGCCUCUGUCCUCCUUUACACAGCGGGAUUUGCGCCUGCUGAAGAUUGCCUACCAGCCUCCCUCUGAAGACUCCGAUCAGGAGCGCCUCUUUGAGCUAGAGCUGGAGGUAGUGGACCCUGAAGGAGCAGCCUCAGACCCUUUCGCCUUCAUGGUGGUGGUGAAACCCAUGAACACACUGGCUCCAGUGGUCACACGGAACACUGGCCUCAUUCUCUAUGAGGGUCAGUAUCGGCCACUCACGGGUCCUGUAGGCAGUGGACCCCAGAACUUGGUCAUCAGUGAUGAAGAUGACCUAGAAGCUGUGAGACUGGAGGUGGUGGCCGGGCUCCGGCAUGGUCACCUUGUUAUUCUGGGUUCUCCCAGUAGUGACCCUGCUCCCAAGACCUUCACUGUGGCUGAGCUGGCCGCUGGCCAGGUGGUCUACCAGCAUGAUGACAGAGACGGUUCACUGUGUGACAACUUGGUGCUGCGCAUGUCAGAUGGAGGAGGCAGGCACCAGGUCCAGUUCCUGUUCCCUAUCACUCUGGUGCCUGUGGAUGACCAGCCACCUGUCCUGAACGCCAACACUGGGCUGACAGUGGCAGAGGGUGACACCGUGCCAAUCCCGCCCUCGACUCUGAGUGCAACUGAUAUGGACUCGGAUGACUCUCAGCUGCUUUUUGUACUGGAGCCGCCCUUCUCAAGCUCAGGACGCCUGCUUCUCCGCCAAACGCAUGCUCCCCAGGAAGAGCAGGGUCUGUGGCACAAACAAGGGUCCUUUUAUGAGCGAAUGGUGACAGAGUGGCGGCAACAGGAUAUAACGGAGGGGAAACUCUUCUACAGGCACUCGGGGCCCCACAGCCCUGGGCCAGUGAUGGACCAGUUCCUGUUUAGAGUCCAAGACAAUCAAGACCCCCCUAAUCAGUCUGGGAUCCAGAGGUUUGUAAUACGCAUCCAUCCCGUGGACCGUCUCCCUCCAGAACUGGGCAGUGGUUGUCCCCUUCGGAUGGUGGUACAGGAAUCCCAGCUCACACCACUGAGGAAAAGGUGGCUGCACUACACUGACCUAGACACAGACGACCGAGAGCUCCACUACACAGUGACCCAGCCCCCUACGGACACAGAUGAGAACCACUCACCGGCUCCGCUGGGGACUCUGGUCUUCACUGAUAAUCCCUCAGUUGUGGUGACCCAUUUUACCCAAGCCCAGGUCAACCAUCAUAAAAUUGCUUACAGGCCCCCAGGGCAGGAGCUAGGAGUAGCAGCCCGAGUGGCUCAGUUCCAGUUCCAAGUAGAGGAUCGAGCUGGGAAUGUGGCUCCAGGCACCUUCACCCUCUACCUGCAGCCUGUGGAUAACCAGCCCCCCGAGAUUGUCAACACGGGCUUCACUGUUGAGGAGAAGGGCCACCACGUCCUUCGUGAGACUGAGCUGCAUGUGAGUGACGUUGACACGGAUGUGGCCCACAUCUCGUUCACUCUCACACAGGCCCCCAAACAUGGCCACUUGCAAAUAUCUGGACGGCCACUGCAUGUAGGAGGACAGUUCCGUUUAGAGGACAUAAAGCAGGGCAGAAUUUCCUAUCUGAAUAGUGGGGACGAAUCUUUGACUGACAGCUGCUCCCUGGAGGUCAGCGACAGACACCACGUGGUGCCAAUCACUCUCAGAGUGAACGUUCGGCCAGCGGACCGUGAAGGUGCUAUGUCAGUCCUUCCUGCUGGUACUCUGGAGUCCUAUCUAGAUGUUUUGGAGAAUGGGGCUACCGAAGUCACUGCCAACAUCAUUAAGGGGACCUAUCGGGAUACCGAUGAUUUGAUGUUGACUUUCCUGUUGGAAGGUCCGCCCUUAUAUGGGGAGAUCCUGGUCCACGGAGCUCCAGCCGAGCAGUUCACCCAGAGGGACAUCCUGGAGGGCUCUGUUGUCUACGCUCAUACCAGUGGUGAGAUUGGCCUGUUGCCCAAAGCAGACUCUUUUAACCUGAGUCUGUCAGCUAUGUCUCAAGAAUGGAGAAUUGGUAGCAGUGUUAUCCAAGGCGUUACUGUGUGGGUGACCAUCCUCCCCGUGGACAGCCAAGCCCCUGAAAUUUCUGUUGGUGAGCAGUUUGUGGUGCUGGAAGGGGACAAGAGUUUGAUAAGCCUGACCCACCUAAGUGCUGAGGACGUGGACUCCCUCAUGGAUGACCUCUUGUGCACAAUAGUCAUUCAGCCAACCUCGGGCUAUGUAGAGAACAUUUCUCCAGCACCAGGCUCAGAAAAAUCAAGGGCUGGGAUUGCCAUAAGUGCCUUCACGCUGAAGGAUCUCAGGCAAGGACACAUUAACUAUGUCCAGAGUGUCCACAGAGGGGUGGAGCCUGUGGAAGACCGCUUUAUAUUCCGUUGUUCUGACGGCAUUAACUUUUCUGAGAGACAGAUUUUCCCCAUUGUAAUCAUUCCUACCAACGAUGAGCAGCCAGAAAUGUUCAUGAGGGAAUUCAUGGUGAUGGAAGGCAUGAGUCUGGUGGUCGAUACACCCAUCCUCAACGCUGCCGAUGCCGACAUUCCCCGGGAUGAUUUAACGUUCACCAUUACCCGGUUUCCGACUCAUGGUCAUAUCAUGAACCAGCUGAUCAAUGGUACAGUGUUGGUUGAAAGCUUCACCUUGGACCAGAUUAUAGAGAGUUCCAGCAUUAUUUAUGAGCAUGAUGACUCUGAGACACAAGAGGACAGUUUUGUGAUUAAGUUGACAGAUGGCAAGCACUCUGUGGAGAAGAUGGCCCUCAUCAUGGUCAUCCCUGUUGAUGACGAGACGCCCAGAAUGGCCAUCAAUAACGGGCUAGAAAUAGAAAUUGGGGAAACCAAAGUUAUCAAUAACAAAGUUCUAGCGGCAACUGAUUUAGACUCUGAUGACAAAUCACUGGUUUAUAUUAUUCGGUAUGGACCGGGGCAUGGCUUGUUACAGAGACGGAAGCCUCUAGGUGUCUUUGAAAAUAUCACGCUAGGCAUGAACUUUACCCAGGAUGAAGUGGACAGGAACUUAAUUCAAUAUGUCCACUUUGGGCAAGAGGGCAUUCGAGACCUAAUUAAAUUCGAUGUGACAGAUGGGACGAAUGCUCUCAUAGACCGCUACUUCUACGUGUCUAUUGGAAGUGUUGACAUUGUCUUCCCUGAUGUGGUAAGUAAGGGCGUGUCCUUGAAAGAAGGUGGCAAGGUCACUCUGACAACCGACCUGCUAAGCACAAGCGACCUGAACAGUCCUGAUGAGAACUUAGUUUUCACCAUUACCAGGGCUCCCAUGAGAGGUCACCUGGAGUGCACGGACCAAAGAGGACUGUCCAUCACUUCUUUCACUCAGCUCCAGCUGGCUGGCAACAAAAUCUACUACAUACACACAGCCGAGGAUGAGGUCAAAAUGGACAGUUUCGAGUUUCAAGUCACCGACGGCCGGAACCCUGUCUUCCGAACUUUCCGGAUCUCAAUCAGCGACGUAGACAACAAAAAGCCAGUGGUCACCAUCCACAACUUGGUGGUCAGUGAAAGUGAAAGUAAGCUUAUCACCCCCUUUGAACUCACCGUGGAAGACAGAGAUACCCCCGACAGGCUCCUAAAAUUCAUCGUCACCCAGGUCCCUGUUCAUGGUCACCUCCUCUUCAACAACACCAGAUCUGUCAUGGUUUUCACCAAGCAAGACUUGAAUGAAAACUUAAUCAGCUACAAACACGAUGGCACAGAAUCCACGGAAGACAGCUUCUCCUUCACGGUGACUGACGGCACCCACUCGGACUUCUAUGUUUUUCCUGAUACAGUGUUUGAGACUAGGAGACCUCAAGUGAUGAAAAUCCGGGUGUUACCUGUUGACAACCGUGUCCCCCAAAUUGUAGUGAACAAAGGAGCUUCUACACUUCGGACUCUGCCCACCGGCCAUUUGGGGUUCAUGAUCACGAGCAAAAUAUUGAAAGUGCAGGACAGAGACAGCCUGCAUUUUUCUCUCAGGUUCAUUGUGACAGAAGCCCCCCAACAUGGCUAUCUUCUCAACCUGGGCCAAGGAAACCACAGUGUCACACAGUUUACCCAAGCUGACAUUGACGACAUGAAAAUAUGCUAUGUCUUGAGAGAGAGAGCAAAUGCCACGAGCGAUGUGUUCCAUUUCAUAGUGGAAGAUGACGGUGGAAACAGGUUAACCAACCAGCAUUUUCGACUGAAUUGGGCAUGGAUCUCUUUUGAAAAGGAGUAUUACCUGAUCAACGAAGAUUCCAAAUUUCUGGAUAUUGUUCUUAAACGCAGAGGAUACUUGGGAGAAACUUCGUUUAUAAGUAUCAGCACAAGGGAUGGGACUGCAGAAAAAGACAAAGACUUCAAGGGUAAAGCUCAGAAACAAGUGCAGUUCAAUCCGGGCCAAACCAGGGCCUCGUGGAGAGUGCGGAUCCUGAGCGAUGGGGAACACGAGCACUCCGAGACCUUCCAAGUGGUUCUCUCUGAGCCGGUGCUGGCAGUCCUGGAGUUCCCGGAAGUGACUACGGUGGAGAUCAUUGACCCAGGCGAUGAAUCAACCGUGUUCAUUCCCCAGUCUGAAUACUCAGUUGAAGAAGAUGUGAGCGAGCUGUUCAUUCCCAUCAGGAGGAGUGGAGACAUCAGCCAGGAGCUGAUGGUGAUCUGCUAUACACAGCAAGGGACAGCAACCAGCACUGUGCGGACAUCCGUGCUGUCUUACUCUGACUACAUCUCCAGGCCUGAGGACCACAGCAGCGUGAUCCGCUUUGACAAAGAUGAACGUGAGAAAAUGUGUCGUGUGGUGGUGAUUGAUGACUCGUUGUACGAAGAGGAAGAGACUUUCCAGGUCCUUUUGAGCAUGCCCAUGGGCGGGAGGAUCGGCAACAAGUUUCCGGGAGCCAAUGUGACCAUCCUCACAGACAAGGAUGAUGAGCCUGCCUUCUACUUUGGGGAUACCCAGCAUUCGGUGGAUGAAAGUGCUGGCUACGUGGAGGUGCAGGUGUGGAGGACGGGGACCGACCUCACGAAGCCUUCUAGUGUCACGGUGAGGUCCCGGAAAACAGAACCUCCCUCUGCAGACGCUGGAACAGAUUAUGUGGGAAUCAGUCGCAAUUUAGACUUCGCACCUGGCGUCAGCAUGCAGACCGUUCGCGUUGUCAUCCUCGAUGACCUGGGACGACCAGUGCUGGAGGGAAUCGAGAAGUUUGAACUGGUACUUCGAAUGCCUAUGAACGCUGCCCUUGGCGAACCCAGCAAGGCCACCGUGUCCAUAAAUGACUCUGCCUCAGACUUGCCCAAAAUGCAAUUCAAAGAAAGAGUGUACACUUGCAGCGAAAAUGAUGGACACGUGGUUGCAAUGAUCUACAGGAGUGGUGACCUCCAGCACAGGUCUUCUGUGAGAUGCUACACGAGGCAGGGGUCUGCCCAGGUGAUGAUGGAUUUUGAAGAACGCCCAAAUACCGACAUUUCCAUUGUCACAUUCCUCCCUGGUGAGUCGGAGAAGCCGUGUGUCCUUGAACUGAUGGACGAUGAUCUCUAUGAGGACGUGGAGGAGCUGCGCCUGGUCCUCGGCACACCACAGGGCAGCUCUGCCUUUGGAGCUGCAGUGGGCGAGCAGAACGAAACCCUGAUAAAGAUCCAGGAUGAUGCUGACAAAGCUGUUAUCAAAUUUGGAGAAACCAAAUUUAGUGUCACUGAACCCAGCAGACCAGGAGAGUCGGUGGUUGUCAAAAUUCCGGUGAUCCGCCAAGGAGACACUUCGAAGGUUUCCAUCGUGAGAGUGCACACCAAGGAUGGCUCGGCUACCUCUGGAGAGGAUUACCACCCUGUGUCGGAAGAAAUCGAGUUUAAGGAAGGGGAAACGCAACACACUGUUGAAAUUGAAGUAAUCUUCGAUGGGGUGAGAGAGAUGAGAGAGGCUUUCACUGUUCACCUUAAACCGGAUGAAAAUAUGGUAGCAGAGACACAGACAACCAAGGCCAUUGUAUAUAUAGAAGAAAUCAACAGCAUGGCAGAUGUCACCUUUCCUUCUGUCCCUCACAUUGUGUCCUUGAUGGUAUAUGAUGACACUUUCAAAGGCAGAGAGGACGCUGGACCUGUUUCUGGCUAUCCUAUCAUCUGCAUUACGGCCUGCAACCCCAAAUAUCCAGACUAUGACAAAACAGGCUCUAUUUGUGCCAGUGAGAACAUCAACGACACUCUGACCCGAUACAGAUGGCUGACCAGUGCUCCCACUGGCCCGGAUGGUGUAGCCAGCCCUAUGAGAGAGGUGGACUUCGACACCUUCUUCACAUCAUCCAAGAUGAUCACACUAGACUCCAUAUACUUUCAGCCAGGCUCUCGGGUACAGUGUGCGGCCCGAGCAGUGAACACCAAUGGGAACGAAGGCCUGGAACUAAUGAGCCCCAUCGUCACCAUUGCCAGAGAGGAAGGUCUCUGUCAGCCCCGUGUGCCUGGGGUAGUGGGGGCAGAGCCGUUCUCAGCAAAGUUGCGCUACACUGGCCCGGAGGACCCAGACUUUGCCAACCUCAUCAAGCUCACGGUCACGAUGCCACACAUAGACGGCAUGCUCCCGGUCAUCUCCACGAGAGAGCUGUCCAACUUUGAGCUGACGCUCAGCCCAGAUGGCACAAGAGUUGGGAAUCACAAAUGCUCCAACCUGCUGGACUACAGUGAAGUGAGGACCCACCAUGGCUUCCUGACUAAUGCCACGAAGAACCCGGAGGUCAUUGGAGAGACCUAUCCUUACCAGUACAGUGCGCCGGUCAGGGGUUCCAGCACCUUACGCUUCUACCGAAACCUGAACCUGGAGGCCUGUCUGUGGGAGUUUGUCAGCUACUACGACAUGUCGGAGCUCCUGGCUGACUGUGGAGGAACCAUCGGGACCGAUGGCCAGGUCCUCAACCUCGUGCAGUCCUACGUGACCCUUCGAGUUCCUCUGUAUGUUUCCUACGUGUUCCACUCCCCCGUGGGCGUGGGAGGCUGGCAGCAUUUCGACUUGAAGUCCGAGCUCCGGCUCACAUUCGUGUACGACACUGCCAUCUUGUGGAACCAUGGGAUCGGCAGCCCCCCGGAAGCUGAACUGCAAGGCUCUCUCUAUCCAACCAGCAUGCGCAUUGGUGAGGAGGGACGCCUGGCUGUGAACUUCAAGACAGAAGCUCAGUUCCACGGCUUGUUUGUGCUGUCCCAUCCUGCUUCCUUCACCAGCUCAUUGAUUGUGUCAGCUGACCAUCCGGGCCUCACAUUUUCCCUCCGCCUUAUACGGAGUGAACCAACCUACAAUCAGCCAGUCCAGCAGUGGAGUUUCAUCUCAGACUUUGCAGUUCGUGACUACUCGGGCACCUACACAGUAAAGCUGGUGCCUUGCACCACCCCAUCCAACCAGGAGUACCGUUUGCCGGUCACCUGCAACCCCAGAGAGCCUGUCACCUUUGACCUUGACAUUCGAUUCCAACAGGUCAGCGACCCCGUGGCAGCUGAGUUCAGCCUGAACACCCACAUGUAUCUGCUGUCUAAGAAGAGUCUCUGGUUGUCUGAUGGGUCCAUGGGAUUUGGGCAGGAGAGCGAUGUUGCCUUUGCAGAAGGGGACGUGAUUUAUGGUCGUGUCAUGGUGGAUCCUGUCCAGAACCUUGGUGACUCCUUUUACUGCAGCAUUGAGAAGGUGUUCUUAUGCACGGGGGAUGAUGGCUACGUGCCCAAGUACAGCCCGGCAAAUGCAGAAUAUGGCUGCCUGGCUGAUUCUCCUUCACUCUUACAUAGAUUCAAAAUUGUGGAUAAGGCUCAGCCAGAGACACAAGCCACAAGCUUUGGAGAUGUCCUGUUUAACGCCAAACUGGCGGUGGAUGACCCUGAAGCAGCUCUCUUAGUGAAUCAGCCUGGAUCAGAUGGUUUUAAAGUAGACUCAACGCCACUCUUUCAGGUUGCCUUGGGCCGAGAAUGGUACAUACACACAAUCUAUACGGUGAGGUCAAAGGGCACCUCCCAUCGAGGCAUCGGCAAGAGGAGCCUGGAGUACCAGUAUCACUCUGUGGUGCAGCACGGACCGCCCCAGGCAACUACCAAGAGCUGGAAGAAGAGAGCAGUCAGGAGCACGCCCUCACUCGCAGGGGAAAUCGGUGCCGAGAACAAUCGAGGAACAAAUAUCCAACACAUCUCCCUGGACCGCCGUGGCAAGAGGCAGGUCCCCCAUGGAAGAAUUCCUCCUGACGGCAUCCUGCCCUGGGAGCUCAAUAGUCCCAGCUCUGAAAUGAGCCUUGUCACUGUCCUGGGAGGCAUCUCGGUGGGUUUGCUUGCUGUCUGCUUGGCUGUGGCCGUGGCAGUCAUGUGCAGGAACCGGAGUAUCAAGGGCAAGGAUGCUCCAAAGGGCUCUGGGAGCACUGAGCCCAUGAUGUCCCCGCAGAGCCACUACAAUGACAGCUCAGAGGUGUGAUGACCUUCUCUUCGAGUGCCUCAGAGGACGGGGCAGGAACCCCGACUGCUUGGGGGCAGCGGCAGAGAACCGAGAACUUUCUGUG
Messenger RNA from Rattus norvegicus (Norway rat), 9810 nucleotides. It is a transcript of the gene Frem2, whose product is annotated as FRAS1 related extracellular matrix 2. The record is from RefSeq and is marked validated. The transcript has 24 exons. Gene Ontology annotation, cellular component: membrane; basement membrane; plasma membrane. Bases 249 to 9725 code for a protein of 3158 amino acids. Gene Ontology annotation, biological process: embryonic limb morphogenesis; cell communication; eye development. Lineage: Eukaryota; Metazoa; Chordata; Mammalia; Rodentia; Muridae.